GGGUUUGUCUUUACGCUGGUUGGGAGAGCCGCGAUUUUGAGGGUUCAGUGGAAUCUCUGUUCUAGAAGGUGAGCGGCGUAGCGCUUCGGAGAGACGGCGCAAGCAGGAGUAGGCGCUGCACUUGAAGGAGGACAGUCAGAAUGCAGACUCCAGUAACUCUUCUGGCUUCACCAGCUCUGCUUCGCUGUUGUUCUCGAAUUCUAACUAGGCCAGCUUCCCUAUCUUUAUUGAGCAGGCCUGAGACUCAAAUUGUGCAGCCUUUCGGCUUUUCCACUCAUCAGCUGACUCAUCGGGAAAUCCAAACCAGCUCUGUUUCCCGUGAUAUUGAUACAGCUGCUAAGUUCAUUGGUGCUGGUGCUGCUACAGUGGGAGUAGCUGGUUCAGGAGCUGGAAUUGGAACAGUGUUUGGCAGCUUAAUCAUUGGUUAUGCCAGGAACCCGUCCCUCAAGCAGCAAUUGUUUUCUUAUGCUAUCCUAGGUUUUGCCCUUUCGGAAGCCAUGGGGCUCUUCUGUUUGAUGGUGGCAUUCCUGAUUCUGUUUGCCAUGUAAAAAACCUCUGCUGUCGUCUCAGUUUAAGCCUGCUGUUACAGAUAUAAGCAAACUUUAAUAAAUAUAAUUCAAGAUUU
Messenger RNA from Pseudonaja textilis, 625 nucleotides. It is a transcript of the gene ATP5MC1, whose product is annotated as ATP synthase membrane subunit c locus 1. The record is from RefSeq and is a predicted model, not a curated record. Gene Ontology annotation, molecular function: proton transmembrane transporter activity. NCBI's taxonomy places the organism in Eukaryota, Metazoa, Chordata, Lepidosauria, Squamata, Elapidae. Gene Ontology annotation, biological process: proton motive force-driven ATP synthesis; proton transmembrane transport.